Leptosia nina is the source of this 3246-nucleotide messenger RNA. The record is from the annotation of a GenBank genome assembly. Lineage: Eukaryota; Metazoa; Arthropoda; Insecta; Lepidoptera; Pieridae.
AUGUCGUCAAAAGCAAUAUACGAAGCGAACGGAAAAGAUUUGAUAAACAGACACAUUGGGUCAGGCACAGCGCUCGUCCCCUGCCGCUUUGCUGUGUUCGAACAAGGGACAAUAUGGGAGGACGAACUUGGGAAGAACCCAUGGUUAAGUAAGGAGCAAUUAGUGGUCAAACCCGAUCAGCUGAUCAAACGGCGGGGCAAACUCGGUCUCGUCGGCGUGAACAAGAACGCUGCUGAAGUGAGGAAAUGGAUCAGCGAGCACUGCGGCAAGGAGCAGCAGGUCGGCACUGCUGUCGGCAAGCUGCGGCGGUUCGUCGUCGAGCCGUUUGUCAAACAUCAGGCUAACGAAGAAAUGUACCUGUGCAUCCAGUCUGGAAGGAGAUCUGACACAAUCAUGUUCCACCACCAGGGCGGAGUCGACGUUGGAGACGUCGACGCUCUGGCUGUACGACUUGACGUACCCGUUGACACGUUUCCGACGGGCGAAGAAAUCGACACAGUGCUUCUAGCCAACAUUAAGACACCGGCGAUAAGAAGAAUGUUGUCAACCUUCAUUUUAUCCCUCUACCGAGUGUUCGUGGACCUCUGUUUCACUUACAUGGAAAUCAACCCCAUCGUGGUGACGAAUGAGAGGAUCUACCUCCUGGACCUGGCCGCCAAGCUCGACCAGACAGCGGACUUCAUGUGCGCGAAGAAUUGGGGGGAAAUAAGCUUCCCUCCACCGUUUGGUAGAGACGCGUACCCCGAGGAGGCGCAUAUUGCGGACUUGGACGCGAAGAGUGGGGCCAGUUUGAAGUUGACAAUCCUCAACAAAUCGGGCCGGAUUUGGACAAUGGUAGCAGGGGGCGGAGCCUCUGUAGUUUAUACGGACACCGUAUGCGCGCUAGGUGGCGCUGCGGAGCUCGCCAACUACGGCGAGUACUCGGGCGCACCGACCGAGAGUCAAACCGCGGACUACGCUAAGACAAUAUUCAGUCUUAUGUGCAGGGAUAAACAUCCUAAUGGAAAGGUGCUGAUCAUCGGUGGUGGUAUAGCCAACUUCACAAAUGUGGCGGACACCUUCCGCGGUAUUAUCACGGCCAUAGAGACGUACAAGGACGCGCUUCUGCAGUACAAUGUCACGAUAUUCGUUAGGAGGGGAGGUCCCAACUACCAGGAGGGCCUUAGGCAAAUGCGCGAAGUCGGUCAUCGCUUGCGCAUACCGAUGUACGUGUUUGGACCAGAGGCCAACAUGACGGCGAUUGUUGGGCUCGCUUUGGGCCAAGCUCCGAUCCCAGCAGACCAUCAACUGGACUACGCGCCGAAGCAGUUGCCGAAACCACAGGUUGCUCCGGCCCCCAAAAUCGAGUUGCCGGAUUUGACUAACGCUCUCCUAGACCUGGUGUGCUCUCAGGCCCCGACCAAGAUGGAUUUGGGGCAGCAGAUGUCCACAGCUAGACCGCUGUUCAGUGACAGAACAAAAGCUAUUGUAUGGGGCAUGCAGAAUAGGGCCGUGCAGGCUAUGUUGGACUUCGACUACAUAUCCCGGCGCGCGGAGCCGUCCGUAGUGGCAAUAGUUUAUCCGUUCACCGCUGAUCACAAACAGAAGUACUAUUUCGGAAACAAGGAAGUUUUCAUUCCAGUGUUCUGUGACAUGGACGUUGCGAUGCGGAAACACCAAGAGGCGACGGUUCUCGUCAACUUCGCUUCUCUGCGGUCAGCGUAUGACAGCACUAUGCAGGCGAUGCAACACCCACAAAUUAACACAAUCGUAAUCAUCGCUGAAGGUAUUCCCGAAAAUAUGACGAGGAAGAUCGUCAAACUCGCUGAUGCUAGGGGGGCUACAGUGGGCGGUAUCAAGCCAGGUUGCUUCAAGAUCGGAAACACAGCCGGCAUGAUUGACAAUAUUAUUGACAGCAAACUCUACAGGCCGGGAAGUGUGGCCUAUGUCUCCCGUUCUGGUGGUAUGAGUAAUGAGCUGAACAACAUUUUGUCCAAACACGCUGAUGGUGUCUGCGAAGGAGUCGCCAUCGGAGGAGAUAGAUAUCCUGGAACCACCUUUAUUGACCAUCUUUUGAGAUUUGAAGCUGACCCGAACGCCAAAAUGCUGGUCCUCCUCGGGGAAGUGGGUGGUGUUGAGGAGUACCACGUGUGUCGCGCCAUCAGGGACGGUCUAAUCACCAAACCCAUAGUGGCGUGGUGUAUAGGAACAUGUUCAGAUAUGUUCACGGCUGAAGUACAGUUCGGACACGCGGGUUCGCUCGCCGGCUCCGCUUUAGAGAAGGCGGUCGCGAAGAAUGCCGCAUUGAAAAAAUAUGGCGUCACUGUGCCCGAGUCGUUUGACACUCUUGGCGAAGCUGUCAAUAAGGUCUUCAAGAAACUAGUGAAAGAGGGCAAAAUUAUUGAAAAAGACGAGGUGGAACCACCCAAAGUACCGAUGGACUACGACUGGGCCAGGAAAUUGGGCCUCAUCCGUAAACCAGCGGCGUUUAUCAGCACCAUUUGUGAUGAACGGGGCCAGGAGUUGAGCUAUUGCGGUGUUCCCAUCAGCCAGAUCCUGGAACGGCAGUUGGGUGUCGGUGGAACCAUCAGUCUCCUGUGGUUCCAACGGGAGUUGCCCGAGUGGGCGUGCAAGUUCUUCGAGCUGGUUCUCAUCGUGACCGCUGACCACGGACCGGCGGUGUCCGGCGCCCACAACACCAUGGUCACCGCGAGGGCUGGGAAGGACCUCAUAUCGUCAAUUGUGGCUGGACUGCUGACUAUUGGUGACCGUUUUGGUGGAGCCCUGGAUAGAGCGGCGGCUGACUUCUGUUCCGCUUACGACCGCGGCCAACACCCCCAGGAGUUUGUCAACGAGAAGCGGGCGAAGGGGGAACUGAUUAUGGGAAUUGGGCACAGGGUGAAGUCGAUAAACAACCCCGACUCGAGAGUGCGCGAGCUAAAGGCGUACGUGACGUCGCGCUGGCCGGCGUGGCCCGUCACCAGAUACGCCCUGGACGUCGAAGCGAUCACCACCCGGAAGAAGCCGAACCUCAUUCUCAAUGUGGACGGUAUAAUUGCCGCGGCCAUGGUCGAUAUGUUCCGGCAUUGUCAACUUUUCACACAAGAGGAGGGUAACAACUACAUCCAUAUGGGCACAAUCAACGCGCUGUUCGUGCUGGGCAGGACUAUCGGUCACAUCGGACACUAUCUCGACCAGAAGAGGAUGAAACAGCCACUGUACAGACACCCAUGGGACGACAUCACAUAUAUGUCCCCUCUGAACUAA